AGGUGUGUCGGAAAGAUAACCGAGUCCCAGCUGGGGCCACAGACUGCACUCCAGUUGUCUUUGGUGGUUUUCUGGUACUGACUUUUGAGAGCCAGCUCAUGAUCUCAGGAUGUAUGGAAAAACAAUAAUACUAACUGUAUUACUACUCUCAGGCUAUAGUUCCUCUCAACUAACUACUGAAAGUGUCUCAGUGACUCACGAAUCACCAGUAAGGGCCGUGACUGUUCAAUCACCACAUGUGGUUACCACAGAGGCCUUACCAUUCAACAUUCAUGGAGACGGACUACUUGAACACAUUUUUUCUGCGGGAGAGAUAACAGGGAUUGUGUAUGCAGUAAUGGCUGGUAUCAUCGGAACUAUCCUCUCAAUUGCCUUCUGUAUUAAACGACUAACAAAGAAAACUCCAUCUCCCUUGCAAACUGCACAACCAGAGGACGCAGAUCCUGAAAGUUCUGUAGAAACAAGAAAUCCAGAACAGUAAUUCAUGAGAAUCUGCUCAUCAAGCCAGAUUUUGGAAGAAGUCAAAAACACGAGACUUCAGUCAACUGAAAAAUGAAUGUGUGAAUUACACACUCCAACAUAGCAUAUACCUUCCUAAGCUGUAUGUACUUCAGGAUGAAAAUUUCAUUGUAAUGAGUCCAGUGACUCAGUGAUGGAAAAUGUCUGUAUUCAUUAGGUGUCUAUUUCAAAAUGUAGAACAAAUAUUUUCUUUCAUGUUUGCUUUUGUGUGUUAGCAUUAUUUUUAUAAUUAAUUGAUUUGGAAUUCUGAUCCCCAAACUUUGGUUGGCUUCAUCCGCAGUUAUUUACAAGUGAUUUAUUCUAUUUUAUUAUACUUUAAUGAUUGUGCUGUCGAAUGAAAGGCUUGUCACAUCUAGAUGAAACCUAAGUUCUCAUUCCAAACUUCUGCAUCUUGUCAUUGUUUUACAUAUAUUAAGGGACCUGAAAUCCUAAUAUUUCCCUCAUUGCAAGAUAGGGGAUUACACUGAUGAUGAUGAUGAUGAUGAUAUUUUAGUCACAUGAGUAAACCUUGUGUUUGGAGAUGCCUUCCAUACACACAUGCAUAAAAUCAUGAGUUAUAUGUAACGUAGAUAUAGAUGUAUAAAAUGACAUUCACAUUCCUUCUCUCAUACAUAAAACAACACAAAAAGUUUCUCCCAUGUUAAAAGGAAGCUUCAUGUGUGUAAAUGACCUAUUUAAAAGAGUUUGUCUGACAGUCGAGCAUUAACUCUUUCAGGGCACUGACAGAUGCAUUGUGUUCCACUGGAAGAGUUAUUUAUGUAAGAGGUCACAGUGUCCUGACAAAGAAAGGAAUUAAUGACUUUACCUUGCAGAGUUAGUAACCCUAUAAAUUCAGUAAGAUGUGCCAAUUUGACAAGCAGGUGAAUAUUUUAAUAAUUUGUACUGUGUUCUCAAUUGAAUUCUUUAAUCCAUCCAGUCCUACAUUCUCAUCUUAAUAAAGCUUUGGAAAUUAGCUUAAAUAAUCCAAAGGAAAUUUCUAGACAUGAGACUAAGGCUUUGUAACUACAUAGCUCUCACUCAUUUAUAGUAAAAUUUAAAAGGCAAUAUAAAAA
This is a messenger RNA of Lynx canadensis (Canada lynx), 1571 nucleotides long. It is a transcript of the gene GYPA, whose product is annotated as glycophorin A (MNS blood group). The transcript has 7 exons. Lineage: Eukaryota; Metazoa; Chordata; Mammalia; Carnivora; Felidae. The record is from RefSeq and is a predicted model, not a curated record. Bases 110 to 481 code for a protein of 123 amino acids. Gene Ontology annotation, cellular component: membrane.